AUCAAAAUGAAAGGCGUGAACGGUGGAGAGAGUUGGAGGGGCAGGACUUUAAACAGAGAGAGAGCGCAGCGUCUACAGGGAGUCUAGAAGGGCACGCAAACCACGGAUGGGCCGGUGGGGAUGACUGGCGGCAAAGCGAUGACGAGCCAGAAAGAAUCUAGAACGAAGAUAAGGACAAGAGUCGGUCACAGGAUGGACAGAGACUUUCAGAGUCGAGGCCUGGUGGGGAAGAUAGAGGACGCGAAGCCAUGAUAUCACGCCUUGACGAUGGGCAUCGAGUCGUGCUCAGACAGACUCUCAACUCAAUGGAGUGGAGCACGCAAUGAGGACGUGCCUGUGUCACAAUGCAUUCCGCCAUGUGCGUCUUUCUUCCGCAGUUUCAGGAUUUGUUUCUUUCUUGGUUUUUGCCUCAGUGGAUCUCAAGCUUCUCGGAGUUUUUUAUGUCGGCCAAUCAGAGACUUCGUUUAUCAAGGAGACUGAGACUGAGUCGAGAUACACUCACAACCUUGGAAGUUGGACUCGCUCUCGAUUCUCAUCGUCAAUAAUAAUAGUGCGCCCCUGCAGUUCGAGAUUCCUGAUUAGCCUAAAUGGGCUGCUCAUUCUCCGAUCGACGAGGUCUGAGCUGAAGCUCCAUCCUCCUUUUUGCCCAACUCGCGCCCAACCACGAGUCUAUUGCUCCUGCAAUUGCUUUUGUAUCCCGUGUCAAGGAAGCUGCUUGAGCUGCUCGAGUGCUCGACCCCUAUCUUGCCGCUCUGGGUCCGCCACUCCGUCCAGUCUGUCAUGGACCUCACGGACCAAGACUUCCCCACUCGAUCGUCAUGAUUGUCACUCCUGCCAACUCAUCCGCGUCAGAUGCUGACAUUGGCGCCCAGAUGAGCGGCAGAGAUUGUCAGAGAUUGUCUGGUCCCUGGCCUAACGCAAUGUGAUGGAUGAUGAUAUGCGGCGGCCCUGAUAUCAGCCAAGAGAGGCGUACAUAAUGCCAAGUUCCCAGCCAUUCUUUGGUGUGAUAUUUUUGUUGCCGUGGAUAUCCGGAUUCCGAAACGUCGUCGGAGAAUGGUGGCG
This is a messenger RNA of Aspergillus versicolor CBS 583.65, 1062 nucleotides long. RefSeq lists its product as uncharacterized. The record is from RefSeq and is a predicted model, not a curated record. NCBI's taxonomy places the organism in Eukaryota, Fungi, Ascomycota, Eurotiomycetes, Eurotiales, Aspergillaceae. Bases 323 to 859 code for a protein of 178 amino acids. The transcript has a single exon.